AGCAAAACCUCAGCAGCUCCUGUAGAGGCAGGUCCUCUCGCGGCCGGCGGUAAUAUGUUUUCCUUCUACUUCAACCGUCUCUUCAGCCGGCGCAGCGAGGCAAAUCCAGGGGACAAGGGAGUUACCGGAGGAGAAAGUGCGGCCAACAGCGAUGAGGACCACGAUGGAACAAGUUGGUGGUCGCCGCCAACCGACACUGUUCCAUCCGAGCCGGGGCAACAUGCGAAUAAAAAUGUACGACCUAAUAUACCCGGCGGUGGUGCUGGCAACAGCAGUACUUCCCCAUCAAAGCAACCUACCCACGAGGGUGAACAAGCACCAUAUUACAAGAAUCACUCCAAUUUGAUUUAUUCCCGGUCGCCACCACCGCAGCUGAGCCUCCCAAACCCAGACGGCGGCGGCCGUCUUGAAGAUGCUGGCGCAGCUUCUUCGAGCCAUUACUUUGGCAGCUUAGUCAAGACAGCAGGGGCUCCACCUGGGGGAAGUAAAACUCCAGCUGGUUCUUUGUUCACUUCUAGACGGCAUCUUCUGCAACAAAAGCUCGAAAGGCUUUUUGACCUCGUUUCGUGUGUCCAGGACUAUGCUUCGUCGCCUCUCGCUAGUGGUUCUUUCGCAGCUGGUGGACAUUUGCAAGGCAUGCACGUCGGAGCAUCGCCCGUCUCUCCCAUCUCUCCGUCGUCGCUGGUGCGGUCCCCCGGCGGCGCGAAUGUCAACCAUCACCACGCGCAGCAGUUUUAUUACCUGCGACAUGGAGCUGCAGGCGGACCAGCUAGAAGUGGACUUCAAACGGGUGGGGAUAGUGCUUUUUUGUUCCCCCCGCCGCUAGACAGCCCUGCCAGUUCAAGGGGGAAUGAAAUUCACAUGCUCGAAAAUCAUGAUGCGCAAGACCACAAUCUGAAUCUCGGCCACCAUCAUGAAAAUAACGAAAGCCCGAAUUCUUUGAUCACACAGCAGACUCUCCAGUCCAAUUCCCGCUCAGGAGUUUUACUUCCAGACCCAGCGUAUCCGCGCCGGCCCACGACCGACGUCUCCGUGGCCACGACGGCUCGUUUUGGCACGUCGCUGGCAUCUGUCGCGACGAUGCAAGGAGGUGCACAGCACCAGCAGCUACAACUUCCUGGCUCUACUACAUCCAACGCGCGCCGCUACUCACGGCUCCGCCCAACCGGCGCCACCGCAGUCAAUCUGACCCACCCGGCCGCAGCUCUGUCACGGGUGCACAAGCAGCAACACAAGAUCCUCGGACCGAAGAAGGGGUUGGCGGUGCAUUUCGGGCACGAAAAUUGGAACAUGGUGUUGAACAUGAUGAUUGGCAUCCGACUGGCCGUCGGACGGAGCAGCACCGAGGGUGACCGGGGGUUGCAAUCGUUGGAUUUCAAAAUGCGGGACAAAUUCGCGAUCCUGCCCAACCUCGCGAACAUCAUGGACAGUGUGGCCGCGGCGAACCAAAACUACACGAUUUUCGUCGAUUAUCUGCCCUUUGUCUUCCGCAAGAUCCGACAACUGCGAGGCAUCAAACCGGAGCAGUAUCUCCGGUCCGUCGGCCCGGAACAGCUUCUGGGAAACAUGAUUCUCGGCAACCUCAGCAGUCUCUCCGAGCUGUCCUCCGAGGGGAAAUCCGGGGCUUUUUUCUACUACACCGCCGACGGAUCCUUCAUGAUCAAGACGAUUAGCAAGGAGGAGAAGGAGUGGCUGCAGACGAUCAUGCUGCCGUAUUGGCUGCAUUUGAAGAAGUACCCGGACUCGCUGCUGAUCAAGUUUUUUGGGCUGCACGCGCUGCGGGUGCGGAAACAGAGCAACAACAUCGGGUCCUUCCGUGCGUCGAGCAAGAUCCGGGAAAAGAAGAUCUACUUUGUGGUCAUGGGAAACAUGUUUAACACGCCGUACGAGAUCCAUACGAGGUACGACUUGAAGGGCAGCACGUUCGGCCGGACGACAAACGCGUCCCUGUUGGAAGACAAAACAGUCGCGAGGAAAGACAUGGACUUCUUGCACGAAGUGACCGCGAGUGCAACCAGUACGGCUGCGACGAGGGGUAGCGGCGGCACGGCAGGAACAUCGAGCAGUGCGACGGCCGCGUCGUCUAGUACGGCGCUGGCCCUCAAGAGAACGGGUGCUACACCUGAUGGCGGUGCCACAUCUAGUUCAAGUGCACCACAUAAUCAACGUUCGAAGAGAAAUCAGAACCAACCACUGAGUGCAGCGGGUCAAAACGAGCACAGUGAGGAACAACAUCAUGACGAGCCUGCUGUGUCUACUCAUGUGCCUGUCGUCCUGUCCCAGCAAGCUUACCAAAUCAUCACCGACCAGCUGCGUGCGGACAGCGAAUUCUUGGCGAAAAACAGCAUCAUCGACUACAGUCUUCUACUUGGUGUUCACACCGUCGCGCCGGAGGACAGGUUCGAUUUCUGGCAGGCAAUUUCGGACCUGGAUACGCACAACCAACAGAUUUGUUCGCAGCAACUGAUGUUGAACAACACGAGCAGGCCCCAUAGCCCAGCAGCACAGUACUUGACGAAUUCCAAUUAUCAGCAGCCUCGGACGCCAACACUGCAGUUGACAGCAAACGGAGUGACUGAGAUGAGUACCUCCCUGCUAGCCGCAACGUCAUCGGGACAAGCAGGGGGAGGUCCAGCUCCUUUUACUAGUGGGCCACAACAAGCACGAGGGUUCAGCAAUGGCACCACCACCAACAGCAUGCAACGAAAGUCCUUUCCGUUGCGGAACCACACUGCGGCCGCACAACUCCCCCCUUCCAUCGCCUACCACGAGCAGCACUUCGGCGGGCUCGCGGGCGCAGAUCGGGAAAACCCGAAACUGUACUACAUCGGGGUUAUCGACAUUUUGACGCAUUACGGUGUCCGGAAGAACAUCGAGCACCGGGUGAAGUCCUGUCUCCAUCCGACCAACUGGAAGGGCGUCAGCUGUUGCCCGCCGGAUAUGUACGCGGAAAGAUUUCUGAAGUUCAUGAAGGACAUUGUGUUCCGACCAACGAAUUAUACUGGGGACGUUGGUGCUCUCGCGGAAGAAAAUCAAAGUGGCGCAGACAAGUUUAGUCCGACCGCGGUUUUCCAUCACGAAAUUGUACCGGUUUCAUCUUCGUCAGGAACUACUCGCCAAGGUGGUGGAACGCUGGGACCACCGCCGGCAGCAAGUGGCGCAAGUGGGAGUGAGUAGGAGUUGCGGGACAGGAGCAUCAGCAUAGAUGUGAAGGACUGCGCGUACGGCAUUCCCAUCGGGAACCGGAUGAGUGUGGUGGUGAGGAGCACGCUGUGCAUGCGGACGUCCACCAGCGCAUACUCUUCUCGGAAUUUUUGUCUUCGUCAGUAUAAUUCCCUGGUGAAAGUAAAGGUUAUCGGGCACCACAAAAGCAUGCCGGUUCGGAUCUGCGGGAGUUGUCUCGGUGUUGCUUGUUGUUUUUGCUACGGAUUCCAAGCCGCGGGGGCCACGAACUACGGGGAGACUACGGCUGAGUCUUGGGGAAAGGAGCACAUGACUUCGUGGCCCGCCAGUCUUGAGUCGUGAAACUCGCGUGGGUUCGGAGGGGGAGGAAACUGUUCUUGGUGCGCGAGCCUGCUCCAAGCGUAUAGCUUGGUUCACGUCCUCCUCCGAGUGGCAACAAGUGUUGCCAAGGAUAAGAUGAUCACAUUUUCCUUUCCUUUUCUACGUACUUAGUUCUUUUUCAUCACACGAUGCACAAGCGCAGGCGUUCUUUCUACAUCAUGAUUACUCUGUACAGGCCUGGCUCUAAGCCGUUCUUUGGGCAGUACUUAAAAGUGAAGAUCUUCACGAUGACAUUGAAGACGCAAAAGCUCAACAUACUAUUAAAUAAGGAAAUCCUUCAUGCCGGGAAAAUCCGCUGGGGGACUUAGUGACGCAAGAAAGACUUCCUUGACAAAAAAGGCGGUUUUGUCAUCGAGCUGCAUUUGCUUUCAAGCAUCUAGGCGGGUCCUGCAUGACUAUACGGAAC
Messenger RNA from Amoebophrya sp. A120, 3970 nucleotides. The record is from the annotation of a GenBank genome assembly. NCBI's taxonomy places the organism in Eukaryota, Dinophyceae, Syndiniales, Amoebophryaceae.